UCUCCUCACCUCGCCCCCCACUCACGCUCGUCGUCUCCCACCACCUCCUCCGCCUCCUCCUUCUCACGCCCCCCUCCUCCCCCCUCUGCAGAAAUCGCCUCCAUCUCUUCACGCAGCAAGAUGGCGCAGUUGUCGGCAGCACCUCGGACAGUUCUGCCUCAAACCGUCCCGCAGACCCAUGGAGUCUAGUACCGGAACUCAAGCGCCAGGAGAUUCCGCAGGCCCGUGUCUCUCCACUGUCCUCAGACGGAACCCGGACCCGGAGGAAGAGGAGGAGGAGGAGGAUGUCAGGACACACCGAGGUCUAGAGGCAGUUUUUCUCUCCUGCUGAUGAAGAUGAGGAUGAAUAUGGAGAUGCAGAUACUGUUGCUGCUUCUGCUGCUGCUGCUUCUGAUGAUCGGACCGGGGUUCGCCCUCAAUUCUCAUUUUAACUCGGAUGGGGCUCAUCUCAGUGACCUCUCCUGGUCCUCCUCCCUGGCUGUGGUGGCAGUCUCAUUGGCUGGUCUCUUUUCCCUGGUGUUCCUCACGCUGGCUUGCAUCUGCUGCAAGAGGAAGCAACGACGAGGAUUCAAGGAAUUUCGCAAUGUGGACGACUUCCACGUGGAUGUGUCCUCCUCACCUGUGUCGCUUGGCGGUCCAGAUGUUUACAUCCUGCCACUCACCGAGGUGUCGCUUCCAGUUGCCAAGCAACCAACCCGGUCAGUGGAGCUGACCAAAUCAUCAGACGUGACUCGUCAUGAUCUUCUCUACCUGAAGGAAAUUGGCAGUGGCUGGUUUGGAAAGGUUCUGCUGGCUGAGGUCAACCAGGGUCUCAGAACUUCUCAGGUUGUGGUGAAGGAGCUGAAGUCCAGCGCUAGCAUUCUGGACCAGAUCCAUUUCCUGGAAGAAGCUCAACCUUUCCGUGUGCUGCAGCAUUCAUCUCUGCUCCGGUGUCUGUCACAGUGCACGGAUGUGACCCCUUACCUGCUGGUCAUGGAGUUCUGUCCACUGGGUGAUGUCAAAGGUUAUCUCAGGAGCUGCAGGUCAGCUGACACCCUGACCCCGGAGCCACUGGUCCUCCAGAGGAUGGCGUGCGACAUUGCCGCUGGACUGCUUCACCUGCACCAACACAACUUCACCCUCAGUGAUCUUGCGCUGAGGAACUGUCUGCUGACUGCUGACGUCACUGUGAAGAUCGGCGAUUACGGUCUCUCCCGCACCAAAUACAAGGACGAUUAUAUGAUGAUGUCAGAUCAGACGUUGAUUCCACUGCGAUGGACUGCACCCGAGCUGCUCGAUGAAAUGCAUGGGAAUCUUCUAGUGGGCAGUCAGACGCAGCAAAGCAACAUCUGGACUCUGGGUGUGACAAUCUGGGAGUUGUUCGAAUUGGGGAACCAGCCGUACCGUCACUACUCCGACAGACAAGUCCUGACCUACGCUGUGAGGGACCAGCAGUUGCGACUUCCCAAACCUCUGCUCAAGGUGCCGCUAGCUGAGCGCUGGUACGAAGUGAUGCAGUUCUGCUGGCUUCAACCAGAUCAAAGACCAACUGCUGAAGAAGUCCACCUGCUUCUUAGCUAUCUAUGUGCCAAAGGGGCCAGUGAAGCCGAGGAGGAUUUUGAGAGCCGCUGGAAUUCCAUGUGUCCAAAUCCUGGACACAGCAGCCACUGUGUUGCUUCUGUAACUUCACUGGAUCAGCACUCGACAAACUCCUCAUCCUUCCCGCUGCUUGAGCAGUUUUCAGGGACAGAGGGAUACCAUUCUGAGUCUGGUGAUGACGUCCUCACCAUUACAGAGACCAGCCAUGGCCUUAACUUUGAGUAUAAAUGGGAGCAAGCAAAGGCAGAGCAGUCUUUUGGAAGCCCAGUCUCCUCUAACACUUUAGGACAAGUCGAUCAUCACUGUCAAGAAGCGUUUUACCCACCAGGUGGUAUCGUAGGUGGCUGUCCCACCCAUGGAGUGUCUCCUUCUUACUAUCAGACAAACCACCUGCAUGCUCCUGGGGUCCUUCCUGUCCUUAGUGCCCACAGUCCCUCAGUGAGCAGUGAGUACUACAUCCGCAUUGAAGAGCCAGUUGACAGCAACAUUGACCCAGACUAUACAAUGUGCACCUACAGUCCAGACUUGCAGGACAGCAGCGGAAGCUUCUUGACGGGUAGUGUCGACUCUGGCGAGUGCAUUGCGAAGAACAUCGCACCCUACUGGGCUGCAGACGUCCAUAAGUCAGAGCUUUAUGAUUCUAAUGACUCAAGUCCGGCUAUCUCCUUGACGAUGGAGCCUCUUUUGGGUCAAGGAACCGACAGCAGCCCCCUCAGGCCUUGGGAAUCCAGUCACUAUGUGUCCUACAAGGACCGGGAUGGUGGUUACUACUACGAGCAUUCGUCACCAACACAAUUGGAUCACUAUUCGCUGAGAGAGCAGCUCUUUAGUCAACACCGCCAUGAAAGCUGGGGAUCUAGGAGCCUUCGACAGGCACUGGGUGAGCUCGACAACCCUCUUGGGAGAUCCCCGACUGCCUCCGGUCCACCACAACAGGGAUAUAGAGAGACAUAUUUGGACACUGGUCAGACUUCCAUCAUUGGCAAUCACAUGACUGGAGGCUACUACGACAUGAUGGGGUCCUUGAGGAAGACCAUGCCAAGCCAUACAGUGCAUGACAGUACCUCUGUCAAUAUCAGCAUGGAGACAGAGGGGCCACUUUUCAUCGCACGCAGGGAAAGUGACACAGAGGAUGAAGAUGUGGACAUAUUUGUGGAGAGACAGAAUUGUAAUACUUGGCCCUCAAAACACCGACACGGCAAUGCAAGUCAUCACAGACGUGCAAGCCACAGUUGCAGGCAAGAUGCCUACGUAGAUUUUAACUACACCAUGCCAAGUACUGACAUUGAAGAUUCUUGGCCAGAGAAACACAGCUUCCACACUCUUCCCAAAACAUUUGACUACUUGGAAACCCACCAGGUCAGUGACAAUAGUGCGUGCUUGGGCCUGACAAAACAUCACCCACUAGUUCCAGCAGACAACUGCAACACGUACAUCUACCUGUGCCAGGAUGCAGAGACUCAGGUGCCCCCAUCAGGAGAGUGUUACCAUUCAAAUUUUAUGGAACCUCUUACAGGUCUGCUCGUCCAGAACAGCAGCUACGGCUAUAACUUUAGUCCUCAACACUACAUGAGAGAUAAGGCUACAGACACACAAGGAUGUGAAGAGAUGCUCAAUCUGUCUCCAGCUCCUGGUGGUCCCAUUGUGGCCAAGCCAGUCAAGAUCUGGCCAGAGACCAGUGGAGAGCAAUAUGUUGAUCUCAUGAUUAAUGAGUCGCCAUUUAAAGAGAAGAAGGCAAAUAAGGUGAAGGAUAAUCUUAUAUUGCAAAGUUGCGCUGAGCCAAAAGCAGAGGAUUUUAGGAUGACACAGUACAACGCGGCUCCACCUCCCUCUGACAACAUGCAUGUCAUGGUGGCCCACACCGAUUCACAGUCAGAAGUGAGCCACAUGGUUGACAGUGGUAUGGACCCGGGCGACUCCACCAUCAGUCUUGUGGACAUUCUGGACUGCAGCGAUGACGAUGAGGAUGAUGAGGACAUUACGGAUGACAUCACUGAUGUAACUUCUGGGAUCUUUGCUGAUGAGUCCAGUGAGGCGACUGCUUCCUCAGCCUUCAAGUCACUUCAGAAGCAGGUAGGAACUCCAGACUCCGUGGACUCCAUAGAUCUGCCAUCCGCUGCUGCGUUUUGUGACGGCCUCAGUCCGGCGUCGCAGCCUUCCUGCUCACCCAAAGCCAUGGACAGCGGCUACGAUACUGAAAACCACGAGAGCCCAGAGUUUGUCCCCAAAGAACCCCAUGAAUCCAGAGAUCAGAGUCCAGGAAAGUUGAUUCUUGACAUCGGUCUCAAGGUGGAAGAGCAGCUUAAAGCUGAGGAGACACCUACAAAGGAAGAAAACGCGUCGUUGAAAACCUCCCAAUCGUGCGAAAGCGUUCUCCAGCCUCUAAGUGAACAGACUCCUCAUCGGGACUCUGCAUACUUUUCUGACCAAGAGAAUGAACGAGUCAGGGAUGAAAGUGCCCAAGUGCCUGAGACAACAAUAGAGGAGGAUGAAGAUGAAGACAGACACAGUACUGAUGAGGAUGGAAUAAAAGAGCAUACAGGACAAGGGUACUGUGCAACAGAGUCUGGCCUUCCAUUAGAAGCCACGCUGUCUGUGGAUGCACUGGAUGAAUGGCCAUCCCAAGAGGAGAACUCAUCUCUUGGGGACUGGGCAGCAGAAGUGGUGGGAGCCAUGGAGGAGGCUCUAGGUGCCCUGAAUGUGGACCAUACAAUACAGGAUCCAGAGGACUUGGAGAAUCCUGGAGAGCCAACAGCCCAGGAGAACCCCAAUCUGUCAGAGAAUAAACCAGAGAUCUGUAACACUUUUCCCAAAGACGAGGUAGCCUUGCAGCACAUGUGUGGUACCCACCGGUUCUCUUCAUCCUCUCCGCCCCCACAGUCCCCCCCUGCUGUUAAAAACCAUUCUACGGAGCGCAGACUGUCUCACAGUGAUGGAGAUGAGGAUGAGGAAACUGAUGACAGUGACGAAUCAGAUGAGGAGCUGAGGAGCUACAGCUUACAGGAGCCCAGUGAAUGUGAGGAGAGUGAGGAAGAGAGCUACCCUGUGCCCAUUGUGGUCAGCGACAACAGUGAAGCGCACCAGCUGAGAAGCCUCUUGAAGAUCCCGACAUUGCUGAAUAUGGAGAACCUGGAGGACGGGUUGGAGCCCAGGACACUUAAGACAGUGUCUUUUUUUGAUGACGUCACCAUGUACCUAUUUGAUCAGGAAAGUCCAACUAAAGAGCUGGUGGAGCACAAGUUCCUGUUGGGAACUGAGCAUGAAAGCGCCCAGAGUAAAGUCCAGGUGAAGGCUAACACGUCAGACGACUCCUCAGAUGGGAAUAUUUCAGAAGAGAGCGCAGGGUACGAGUGGGAGGAUGAUUUCUCGCUGCUGCCAUUACCAACAUCCAGCGACUUCUCACCUCCACAUCGUUCCACCUCUAGAAAUCAAGACCCGAAACCAGCAGAGAGGUUUUCCCGCUUCACUGUCUCCCCCUCCAGUGUGUCGCGCUUUUCCAUCACUCAAAUCACAGACGCAGACUGUGUGGACGGAAGCAGUGAGGACGGAGACAAAAACUAACCAGUGGGAGAUUCAAAGCUGAACUUCUGCUUCAGUUUUUGGGCAUGAACACUUCACAACAGAAAUAAGCUGAUCAAAAACACUCACAAAGAAUUGAAAUGUUAUAUAAAAUAUUACUCUAUAUAAAUAUAUAGAUAUAUUUAAAGAUUUUUAAAUCCAGGGAAUCUUGUUUGUGGAAUUCUAUGUAUUUUCCAAUCACACAAGUAAUAAUGGAUGUUUGCAGCAGAACUGGUACUUGCCAAACAUUCAAAAGAUUUGACGGAAGUUCCGAGUUUACUGCGACAAGGGAUUUUGUAAUCCUGUUUACAGUGGAUCCCGGGGAAGAACUGGACGGAGGAUGCACGGCCGUUUAUUUAAGAUUUUAUUUACUAAUUUAUUCAUUUAUAUAUUGUGAAUGACUGUUAAAAUUCAUGGCAAAUGUGAAAAUUGAUUGAAGAUUUUUAAGUUAUUAAUUCAAAAAUAUGCAUAAAUAGGAUAUUUAUUUACUUAAAUUAAGUCAUCAGUCUUGGCCCAAGGUUUAGCAUUUACACAGGUGGAUUGUUGUUUGCUAUCACCUUGUUCAACUACGAUUCUCCUCACUUGCAAGAUCCAGUCGUCUUUUAUGGAUUUUAAAUUAUAGGACUUUUCAGACUUUGAUUUCCAUUUGAGUCCCACCAUGUGUGCUUUUUCUAGGAACAGCAGGCUAGCAGGUGAUGGACACUUAGCCUGAUGCCUAUUAUCACGUCAGGAUCCUCAGUCUGACCUCCGACAACUGGAGUUAUACAGGAGACAUGGUAUGAGUGAGAUCUACAUGAGUAUUAGCAGCAUAUCAUUGUCUAAUCUGUAAUUUGUUUGCCCCUUGAAAAUAACAUUUGAAUAAGGAUGAGACAUGGGUCAGAACCAGCACUUGAUCAUGUCGAUUUUCAGUCAUCCGUUUCACAUCUUUGGGCAAUGCAUAUAUACUGGUCUGUCAAUGCAGGACAGUUUACAGUGUCCGCUGGUAACAUCACUGUGACAUCCAAGGAAUGAGGUGAAAACGCGGCAUCAUCAGUGGCGUGGUCCUAAACCUUGGCCAAGACGGCAGAUAGUGCUUUUAAAAAUGACCCUAUUACAACACAGGAUAGUUGUGACUUUUCAGGAACAUGAACACUACAAGCUUCGUCGGCAGACGUCUGCAUGAUCUCUGGUUACAACGAUUAAUUUCAUGCCUCAGAGAGAGAAUUAGGCAUCUCAAUUUUAGUGAAACGUUAUUGUUGCCUAAAACUUAAUCGGAUCAGAUCAAACUUUUCUACAAAAGCAUCAGAGUACGAUCGGCUCCGAUGCUGUAAACCAUUUUGUAAACCAGGAAGAGGGUUCAUUUGGCAGCUGUACAUGAGCUUUAAAGAUUCACGCUUUUCAUUGCUGGUGUUUUCUCAUCUGAAAGAACAAACCUCACUCAUUUAUAAAAAAAAAGAAACUUAGAAAGAUUUUAUCGAUUUUCUAAAUACAAAAAUGCUCAUGCGUGUUCUGGAUGUCACUAAGCUUUGGACGCUGCGUUGUCUCUGAUAUGAUAUAAAUUAUGUUGGGACAAGUAGAUGAGUCUGUCAGUGUCAAAUGGUUUUUGACGUCCGAGGUGACUGAAGUUGCUUCACAGCGCCAGAAAGACAACAAUAACUGUUGGAAAGUUUGAUUUAUAGUUGCCACAGAAAUGUUGUUUUCUGGGUUAGAGGCAAAGGUUGUUAUAGAGGUUGAGUCACAUGGUCUGUCAAAUUUUCUGUUUCUUCAAACAAUAAAGUCUGUUUUACACUUCUGAGAUUUCAGCGAUAUACUUCUGCAACCCCAACAAUUUUAUCUUUUUUUUUUUUUUAUCACAUAAAAGCUCCACAUCUCUCUAUUGCUGCAAUGGCUUUUCCCCAUAAGUUGCAUGCAUCUCGAAAUUGCAUCCACCAAAUCGGGCGUGAGCAGUUACUGUCACCGUUCCGUUCCAGAUUUACACCUCAAACUAAUAUGACAAUGGAAAUGUGGAUCUAUGCUUGUAACUGAUAGCUAUUAGGUAUCCUGACCUGGUUAGG
Molecule: messenger RNA, 7169 nt
Organism: Synchiropus splendidus (mandarinfish)
Lineage: Eukaryota; Metazoa; Chordata; Actinopteri; Syngnathiformes; Callionymidae
Gene: lmtkb
Product: apoptosis-associated tyrosine kinase b
Exons: 14
Coding region: 331-5139 (1602 amino acids)
Biological process (GO): peptidyl-tyrosine autophosphorylation; brain development
Molecular function (GO): protein tyrosine kinase activity; ATP binding
Source: RefSeq, a predicted model, not a curated record